Xiphophorus couchianus (Monterrey platyfish) is the source of this 3258-nucleotide messenger RNA. It is a transcript of the gene glis3, whose product is annotated as GLIS family zinc finger 3. Gene Ontology annotation, molecular function: DNA-binding transcription factor activity, RNA polymerase II-specific; RNA polymerase II cis-regulatory region sequence-specific DNA binding. Gene Ontology annotation, biological process: regulation of transcription by RNA polymerase II. The coding region runs from base 110 to 2554 and encodes 814 amino acids. Lineage: Eukaryota; Metazoa; Chordata; Actinopteri; Cyprinodontiformes; Poeciliidae. The transcript has 9 exons. Gene Ontology annotation, cellular component: nucleus. The record is from RefSeq and is a predicted model, not a curated record.
GCAUUGCCGUUGGACACCCAUCUUUGAUAUAAAACCAGCUUCACAAGACACAGUUGUGGGAAUAAGAGUUCUUCAUGAGCACAGAUCCUUUGCAGAAUCUGCCUGAACCAUGAGUGGAAAAGGUUGCCAGCUCCUGGUGUCUCCCUGCAGCAUUCCUCCAUCACUGAAUACAAUCAGAGGCCACCAGUCCCAGACCAUCGGGAUACCUGUGUCUUCUUCACCUCAACAAGCAGGACUUGGGUCGUCCACAGGCAGAACGGAGAAAGCAAAAAGCAGAAGCAUCCAUUCUUUAACUUUUGGAAACCAAAAUGAAGGCCAUGUUGUCCUCCCUAAUCUGAGCCUCCGCAGAAAAGUGUUGACCAAUGGGAAACAUUUAACGGUGCCACCCAGGAACCCAGAGCAAAUACCCACUUUUCCACUUCAGAACACAUCUAAGACAACUGCCAGGAAUGCAAAACUCCUAAACUCUUCUAUCUACAGUGUCAAAGCUGAUUUUGCAGUGUCUGGAUCCACUUUUGAUGCCUCUGGUCCGGCAGCGGGUGUUAAUCUAACAGUGACCAGUAGCCCUAUAAGUGCUUUCUCAGUGCCAACAUUUCCUGCAAGACUUCGGCCUCCGUCCUCUCACAGUGUGCCAUUUUCUCACAACGAUGCCAGGUCCUUAUUUUCCAGAGAAUCCCUGGCGUCCACCACCCUCAGCCUGUUUGAAACCCAGUCUGUGUUUAGUAGCAAACACGAUUGGGCAUAUGGCUACCGUGUGCUUCCCCCCGUGGGACUACCUCAGAACUGUGCCCAAGCCGGUGAGGGCAGUGAACAAUUCAGCCUCUCCCCCGGCACAGCCAUGUCAGGCACCACCGCGUCAGAAGAAACAAGCACCUCUGCCUCCCUGCCCUCGUAUCUUUUUGCAGCUGAGGCUGGAAGCCCGAGACAAUCUCAUGCGAAGAAGAGAGCACUUUCCACGUCACCAUUGUCAGAUGUCAUGGGGAUUGAUUUUAACAGCAUUAUACGGACCUCGCCCACAUCGCUUGUGGCUUACAUCAACAGUUCUCUCAGCUCUCCGUCAUCCCAUCUCACCCUCUCUCCUGUUCACUCUGACGGAUAUGGUCAUUUCUUAGGGGUGAAAGGUCGCUGCAUACCCUACAACCAUCCAUGCAGCAUGCCAGGCCCUACACAAACAGUAACCCUGCUAUCAGAGUGUGGCCGUAUUCAGGUGCUUGAUGAGGGAGGGGGCCUGGAGAACCAGAUGGCUAACAUGAUGGUGGGGCCUCAGUGCCUUUCACAUGAAGAAGGGUUCCUGGAAAAGACUUCAGAGAGUUGUAGCCAAAUGUCUAACUGCACUCUACCACUGUUGCAGCCAGAGCCAGCGUCGUUGACAAGGGUCCAAGAAGCCACUGUUCCACAUGGGCCUCCUCCCCCUUACCACUCACAUCAUCACAUAAACCCUUCCAGAUACCACUGCAAAAUGAAGGCCCAGUCUCAGAACACUGCCAUACAAGCUCCCAUGUUUCCACACAGGCACGGAGUUACCUUUUUACCACAGAUUCCCAUGCUGGAGGAGGAGGAAGGGGAGGCAGAGGACUGCGGCACCCACUGCUGCAGGUGGCUGGAUUGCACUGCAGUUUACGACCAAAAGGAGGAGCUGGUAAGGCACAUAGAGAAGCUGCAUGUGGACCAGCAAAAGGCAGAGGACUUCACGUGCUAUUGGGUUGGCUGUCCACGAAACUUUAAGCCAUUCAAUGCCAGAUACAAGCUUCUUAUCCACAUGAGGGUCCACUCCGGAGAGAAACCCAACAAAUGCUCGUUUGAAGGCUGCAACAAGGCUUUUUCUAGACUUGAAAACCUGAAGAUUCACCUGCGCAGCCACACAGGGGAGAAACCCUAUAUGUGUCAGCACCCAGGGUGUCACAAGGCUUUCAGCAACUCAAGCGAUAGAGCUAAACACCAGCGAACACACCUGGACACGAAACCAUAUGCCUGCCAGGUGCCUGGCUGUGCAAAGCGCUACACUGACCCUAGUUCAUUGAGGAAACAUAUGAAGUCUCAUUCUACCAAAGAGCGGCAGUUACGGAAGAAGAUGAAAUCUUCCACUGAUGCAGCCCAAGACGCACUGGCUGACUGUUUGACCAUUCACCCUCUACAUCCUGACAUUUCCCCGCCAGCAAGGCUAGACAACAGCUUGAACCCAGCUCUUGGUGCGUCUCAUGAUACAUACUGCUGUGCAACACAAGGACAGGAUUCUUAUCACAGUCCCCACUUGGAUCAGAUGUUCUCCUUACCAGAUAACUACAGGUUUGUUGAUGAGCUGAUCUCCAGGGAUUCCUCUGGGCCUUCCUCCUCCACCUGCCACCCUCUUCCUCCCAGUGGACCGACGCUGCUGAACAACUGUGAUCUGAAACAACUUGGCCAGCCUCCUGAUGUGGUGGAUCAGAGCCCAGGAUUUGACGUCCAUGUUCAUAUUCAAGAUGCCCCUGCUGUUCAAGAGUUGCAUGGUGGGGAUUACUUCUGUAUGGUGGACCACAGCUCAAGCAAGGUCCCCAGCAUCUAUACAGAGGCGUGAUACUACUCAGUGUUCGUGGGUUUGCACUGCUUUGUAGUCUUUUAUAUUUAAAUCAAAUGAUUCACAAUAAGAACCUAUGUGAGAACGUACAUGAGCCUUCAGAAAUUUCAUGUUUUCUUAAUCCUUUCCUACACUUCUUGGAUAUAACAUAAGGCACUUUAAUACUUUCAGGUGGCAUUUUGCACAAUGUCAAUACUGAAUCAAAGCAAAGUAUGCAAGAGAUGAUUUAUUACAGUUUUUUCUUAGAAACGUGUCUUGGUAACUAUAGUAACAAGAAAACCUUUAUUAUUUGACAGCAGUGUCAUACAUAUUACUUGUUGCUUGAAUAUAGUAGUGUUCAGUGACCAUUUCUGUGUUUAGAUAAUGAGGGAAAUUACUGUUUGGGAUCACACCAGUGACUUAUAAUGCUUUAUUACUGCAAAUUAUUUAAACUUGACAACAUUCUUGGCCCUUUAUGAAAGCAUUAUAUAAUGCUUUACAUUUUUGGACCUCUCUGCUUACAUUGUAUGCCCGCAUGGUGAGAGAAAGUACAUUGUUAUAAUAAUUAAUUGUAGUGAUAGUCUCUUGUUUCCAGUUUGUAUUUUAACAAAUGAUCAAAAUUCAUAUUAUUUCCUUGUAAGUUCCACAGGAUUUCCCAGGUGUGUUGGAUAAGAGAAGUAAAUAAUUUGUUCUCUCAUAUGUGGUUUUUAAUAAAUUCUGCAUGG